Molecule: messenger RNA, 1266 nt
Organism: Cotesia congregata
Lineage: Eukaryota; Metazoa; Arthropoda; Insecta; Hymenoptera; Braconidae
Source: the annotation of a GenBank genome assembly
AUGAAUAAUACCAGAGAAGAAAUAAAAACCUUCAAAAUCUUUCGUCAGUCGAACUACGAACAAGUUCGUGAAAAAAUAAUGUCAAAGGAGUUUUCUGUCAACACAGUGGUAAAAAUUUAUGAGAAGGAUCGAACUAAAAUUUCAAGAUCAAGAUUCUUACCGCUAACCAGAGACGGAGGAUUUUUUUUCGAAUAUAGUAUUCUUCAUUUGGCUGUUUAUCUAGACGACGAUAAUUUCGUAGACUUCCUCCUGGAGAACAAUGCCGACACGAAGCUAGUGACAAUAGAUUCGGCACCGGUGAUUUUAUCGGCGAUAGGUUUGAACCGCUUGAAGUACGUGAAGAAAUUAGUGACAGCUGGAGCUAUUGUCAAUCAGGUUAUCAGUGUAAUAGACACAUAUGAGGGAGGAAGUGAUUGCUAUAGUUAUGGAGGUUAUCAUUGCUUUAAUUAUACUGAGUAUACACCUCUGGAAUUCGCUGUCAGUCAGGAUUCAUAUGAAGUUGCUGAAUUUCUCAUCAGCCAGGGCGCUGAUGUUCACGGAAGAAUUGGCAAUGAUGGAGAAUCUGCCGACUCACCGAUGGGUAUUGCUGUUUCGUCAAAUAACCUACAAAUGAUUAAAUUGCUGAUCAAACACGGGGCUGAUAUUAUUAUUAGAGACGAGAAUGGUUUGACUCCUCUGAUGAAAGCAGCUCUUGUUAACAGUAAUUCAGCAAGUCGCAGGUUUUUGUUAAGUCAUCCUUUUAUAGAAAUAAACUCUCUGACUGAUGACAAGAGUUUUUGUCUUCACUUUCCAGAUAUUUGGGAUGACACUGGUGAUCCUGCGUCUAGUCUUGAAGAUCUUCUGGAUGCAGGUUGUGAUAUUAAUAUUGUGAACAGUCGUGGCGAGUUACCAAUUGAUACCUAUAAAGACAAAAGAAGGUGCCGUGAGGUUAUGAAGAAACAUAUUGUUAAGCUGAUGGCGGCUGACUUUUACGUCUGCGAUAGGAAUAAAGCAGAAGCUGUUUCAGAAAGUGAAUUAGAAAACUUUAGAGUUGAAUGUGAUGGAGAAGUUGAAGUUAUGAAAAAUACUUAUGGAAUAAUGGCUAAAUUUUCUUUGUUUGAUAUACUGCACAUAUCUUAUCACAAACUGGCGCUGAGGAUCAAGGAUGGAGAUGAAGAUAAGUUUGACGACAAAAUGGCGGCCAAAUUUCCUCUGUACGCAGGAAUGAUUAAGUAUCGCUUGGAAGUUUUUUUUUUUACUUCAUCUAAUCCAUGGCUGAUAGUAUAA